UAUUAGUCAACGUCUAGAUUUUGAUGAAAUCAAAUCCUUUAUCAAAGAGGUGUAAAAUAUCACGUGAUUAGCCAGACAUCACAUGACUGUGUAGUUCAAAAUGGCGGCGGUAGAUUCGUGUUUUCAUCUUGUCGGAUUUCUUUACGUUUUAAUAUUAACAUUUUCUAUGCAGCAGGGUGUAGCUGCAGCAAGAAGUUUUACCAUAGACUAUGACAAGAACACAUUCCUCAAGGAUGGACAGCCAUUUCAAUAUGUAUCAGGCAGUAUUCACUAUAGCCGUGUACCUUACUACUACUGGCAGGACAGACUACAGAAGAUGUAUGCAGGGGGACUUAAUGCCAUUCAGACCUAUGUCACCUGGAACACACAUAACCAAGAACCUGGUGUGUUUGACUUCACUGGUCAGAAUGACAUAGAGCACUUCCUCAAACUGGCCAAUGAUGUGGGUCUGGCAGUAAUACUCAGGCUUGGACCUUAUGUGUGCGGGGAAUGGGAAUACGGUGGUUUUCCAGCAUGGAUCAUCAGGAAGAAUGCCUCCAUUAUAACAAGAAGUAGUGACCCUGGUUUUAUAGCCCCUGUUGACCAGUGGCUGAGUGUUUUAUUGCCCAGAAUUAAACCACUGCUGUAUGUUAAUGGUGGACCAAUCAUCAUGGUUCAGGUUGAGAAUGAAUAUGGCAGCUAUUUUGCCUGUGAUUACGACUACCUGAGAUAUUUGCGUGAAAAAGUGCUCAAGUAUCUUGGGAAUGAUGUGGUGCUAUUCACAACGGAUGGAGAUGGUGAGGGUUAUCUCAAGUGUGGGACUUUGGAGAGUCUCUAUUCCACUGUGGACUUUGGACCAGGGUUUAAUGUUUCCAAUGUGUUUGCGCCCAUGCGAAAGUGGGAACCGAAAGGACCUUUGGUGAAUUCCGAGUACUACACAGGCUGGCUGGACCACUGGGGUUCCCCACACUCACACACCCCUUCUGCCACAGUGACCCAGUAUCUGGAUGACUUGCUGGGGUAUGGGGCCAACGUGAACAUGUACAUGUAUGAAGGUGGCACAAACUUUGGUUUUAUGAAUGGUGUAAAUUACCCAAGCUUUUCCCCAGUACCUACAAGUUACGACUAUGAUUCCCCUCUGACUGAGGCAGGUGACAUUACAGAGAAAUACAUGGACAUCAGGGCUGUUAUUGCUAAGCAUAUGAAGGUACCCCAAGUCCCCAUCCCCCCUAACACACCUAAGUAUGCCUAUGGAAGAGUGAACAUGAUGCUGAUGUCCACUGUUCCUAAUCUAUUGGACAAGCUGACCCACCAUGGCCCUUUUGUCACUAGGUACCCUCUUACCAUGGAACAAGUCUACCAGAACUAUGGUUUCAUAUACUAUCGUCAUGUGGUGAAGUUAGACUGGCACAAUGCAGUGCUGGAUGUCUCUGCAGUACGAGACAGGGGAUAUGUUUUGAUUAACAGUGUACCUCAAGGUGUGGUCAUCAGGGAGUCCAGCCAGACUAAACUGACCAUCACAGCCCUGACUGGUCAGUAUUUGGACAUCCUGGUGGAGAACCAGGGGAGGAUUAACUAUGGGUCAGGCAUCAACAAUAACACUAAGGGUCUGAUUGCUAAUGUUACUAUAAAUGGACUCAUCCUGAAAGAUUGGUUUAUAUAUCCACUGAAUGUGUCAGAAAAGGUGCUUAAUAACCUGGACUCAGCAGUCCAGUCCAAACAAAGUUCUCCUCCCAAGUAUUCUGGUGUCAGCCAGUACAUUACUCCUUCCUUAUUUGUGGGCCAGAUCCAGAUGCCCAACAAAACUGGGUUCCCACAGGAUACAUACCUCAGGACUGAUGGCUGGUUUAAAGGCCAGGCCUAUGUCAAUGGAUUUAACCUGGGGCGGUACUGGCCCAGUGCAGGCCCCCAGCUGACUCUCUAUGUCCCCAAGGGGGCCCUCAGGCCCUACCCCGCCACUAACACACUGGUGCUCCUAGAGCUGGAAUAUGCUCCAUGUAGCCAGACACGAAAUAAGAUAGAGGUGGACUACUGCUUUGUGGAGUUUGUGACCACACCUGUUAUCAAUGCCACUACUGUUAGUCUGGAGAGGAGGGAGGAAUGGAAUAGGGCUGGGGGAUUUAAUUGGCAUGAUCAGCAUUAAAAGGGGGGGUGGUGGGCAAUUGUGAUUUUAUAUAUUCGGGUACAGGUGCUACCAGUUGAAUUGACUUAUCUUUUUAAAAAAAUUAUUAGUGGUGUUUUUUUAUAGAUUCAGAGUUAGGGACAACGAUGGUGAAAUGUCUGGCAAUAUAUCUAACUUUUUUUGAUGUGAUUUUUUUAUAAAUUUUAUGAAUUGCUGUUCACAUCUCUAUUUCUUAUACUUCCACAUAGUUAUGUAUUUAUGUGCAAUUUGAUUGUUAUCUCAUGCAGCUGAAUGACAUUCUAUGUGAUUGGUUUGAAAAUUUUGGAAAUUGAUUAAACAGCUUCAUAUCAAAUGUGAGAUUAUCUGCACCAUCGAUAACACACAUAUGCGCACACACACACACACACACACAUUGAUAUCUAGAUAAAUUUACAUUAUCCAUGCAUCACAUUUAUAUAUCUUUUAACAUAUAUUUUUUUCUGUUAGGAAAUUUCAUACAGAUCAUUAUAUAAUAGCAUUCUUAAAUAUUUUCAUAGUUGUCUUUUCAAAUUACAUAUCAUCUUUAUGCCUGUCUUAAGCUGCUCUGACUAUAUGAAAUCCAGAAUCAUUUGAAUUCAAUCCCAAAAGUAUGAAGGCAGUAGUAGUAGUUGUAAUUGAUAGAAUUUCCCAGAUGAAAUUAUUGUUAAAAUGUGCAUUCACUUCAUCAAACAUUCCAAUUGAUUAUUAAAUGUUUCUCUAGCGAAGUUGCAUAUUAGGUUUCAGAUAUUGUGACUGAUUAGGACUAUAGUGUAUGAUUGCAAUAUUUGUUUUGAAUGAGAUUUAGGUUUAAAUAUAUAAAUGUAAUAAUAUAUAUAUAUAUUGUGAGAUCAAGUGAGUGAUGAAUGAUAGCAAGAAAAGUUAAUGGCCAGUUAAACACAAGGAAACUUGUUAGUAUACAUAUUUUAAAGAGACUGGUAUAAGAUAGUUAAGAUAGUGAUAGGAGUUUCUCAACUGAGAAUCUGAAAACACAAUCAAAAUUUGUUUCUCCAGAGUGCUAGUCCAUCAAACAGUAUGUCAACAAAACAUUUUAUACAGAAAAGUGUUCAUUUUAUGCAGAAAAGUUCUUUGUUGCUCUGGGUCAAACCCACAUGUAAUGUGAUAUGCCUACGAAGUCUUCUUUAUAUUUUUGAAUACCUCAUUGUUAUGUCCGUAUGAGUUUGUCUCAUCUGUGUUCUUUGAGAAAACGUGCUGGCACUGUAUUGUUUUGUGAUAUUGUAUUUGUUACUUCAUAUUACAACAAGGUCCUUUGGAAUCCUCUUGGGGUUCUCAUUAGUUGAGGGAUGUUCUAGUUGUGGACAAUGUUUGUGUACAUUACUGGAUUUACAAAGGUACUGCUUGUUUGCUUGCUUAUUUCAUUUUGACAAGUCCAAGAGUGCCUCACUCACUUCAAGGAGCCUUCCUGGUUAUGUGGAAGGUUACACUUCAAGUCAGUUAAAUUAUGCUAUUUUAAUUUUUUACAGCAAUAAACAUUGAUUAAUUAGCGACAGAGUAAAAUUCUUCUAGAAAUGAGUAUGUUUACGUCUUUGUGAAUAAAAAGUUGUUUA
This is a messenger RNA of Lingula anatina, 3684 nucleotides long. RefSeq names its product beta-galactosidase. NCBI's taxonomy places the organism in Eukaryota, Metazoa, Brachiopoda, Lingulata, Lingulida, Lingulidae. Gene Ontology annotation, biological process: carbohydrate metabolic process. The record is from RefSeq and is a predicted model, not a curated record. Gene Ontology annotation, molecular function: beta-galactosidase activity.